UAGUUUCAUCGCAAUGAAUGUAAACAUGUGAUCAUUCGUUCAAAAACAAUAACACACGUGAUCCUAGAUUUUGCAGUCAUCGGGAGAACAAAUCCUUCAUGCAAACUGCACCUACUAUCAAGAAGAAGAAGAUCCUAGAUUUGGGCAUGGUAGAUGAUACAGAAAGCAGUACAAUGUCUGUCACAAAUCCUUUUACUGCGGCAGCAUUAGGACCACAAGUCAGUAGAAUAAAUAUGCCUGGAAGAUCGACCCCAGCCAGCAUACUAGCAGAUUCGUUCUUGGCUCCUGAAAACUAUCUUUACUUACCAGAUGUACCAAGAAUAACUCCGGACAAUAAUGAUGAAGGUCUCCAGACACUAGCAAUUUUAGCUAAAGAGAACCUUCAUCGUGAAUAUUUUAAAAUAAACUCGGCUCUCCAGAAAAAAUGUGAAUAUAUGAAGCGAAGUUUAAAUAUUGAGGACCUAAAUUAUUUGAAGCCUUCAAACAAGAAAGGAAAAGGAGAAAAUUACUGCAGGAUUAUUGAAAUCAAUCAAACACAACGUUCAAACUUAUCAGAAGAGCCUGUUGUACCAGCACAUCCACCUAAUUCCUGCCCAAACUGCAGUGAGAGCAAGUUCACAACUUUAAGCUCCAAUAAUUUGUGCAUCUUUGUAACUUUAAGUGGAAGGUAUGAUCUGUAUACCCCAAUAUUUAGGUGCAAGUGCGGAUAUGUAGAUGAAGAACUUGGGAAAGCCAUGCACCAGUCUGGUUUUUAUUCAACUGGAAGAAAUAGUAGCACUUUCUACAGCAUAAAUCUAUUGGAUUCCUGGCAUUUUCUCAAGAGAAGCAGCCCUGGAACUUCUCUUCAGGCAUUAGUUAGUGCACUGGAAUUAUUUGGUGCUUCUCGAGGGCGUCAUGGUCCCAUCAAUUUUGAAACAACAAAAAGAGUCUUCUUUGAAUGGCGUUUCCAUCAGUAUGAACUUGGGAGAAUAAAAGGAGAAUUUGACAAGGGGUGCCCUGCAUGUGAUACAACACCUGUGGCUGUACAUAUUGAUGGCAACAAGAAACUGUAUCGUUACAACAAAGUUGGGAGAGGGAUCAGAAACUCAUAUUAUUCUGGUGGUAUCUUCGCUUGUGACAAAGAAGUUCAAGAUCACGUUUCCACUAUUCAGAACCUUAAAACUCAAAGUAGCCAUAUGUGUGGAGUGUCGACAUUGAAAGCUGCCAAAAAUAAACCUGUUUCAUUUAGAAGUUUGGAUGAAACUGGCAUAAGCAUGGCUUCCUGUCGACAUGGAAUUAUUCUUGCUGCAUUAAAUAUGUAUCAGGGAGAGCUCUACAGUUAUGCCCACUAUUUGCAAAUGAACCGUUUACAAAAUGUGUCCUUCAUAUGCCAGGAUAUCAUCUGUAAAUACUGGCCAUGGGCCUUAAAGAUUUCAUCAAGAGAACAGAAGUUCUCACUUAGGCAAGGAAAGCCUUUUUUAGGAGUUCUACAUGCCAAAGGACAUUCUUGGUAUUGUCAGGUUUUGUAUGGAGGGCGGUGGCAAGAAGGAAGUGGCCUGACAUCUGGGGAGGAGGCAGAGCAAGUAUUUUCCUACCUUUCAAGAUAUAACAACAACACUAAGAACAUGCUUAAAGCUGAGCGUACAGAAGAACUGACAGAGGGGGCACUCUUUUGGAAUCACAGAAAAAUUAAUGGAAUGCCUCGGGCAUUAGUUGCCAGAUUCAGAAAGGUAUUAACAUAUGAAUUGUUCUAUACAAUGAAAAUAUAGAAUUAUAUAUAAAUAUACAAUUGUUCUAUACAAUGAAUCAAGUGUAUAUACAUGUUUUUAUUUAUCUUUAAUCUUAUUAUAAGACACUAAUGGUAUUUUCUUCUCAUAGACAAAGUAAAAUUGGAUAAAAACCCACUUGUGUAUUUGGGAAAUUUAUGUAAAGAAUUACACCAAGUCUUUCACACACUCCUUGGUGCUUUGU
Messenger RNA from Procambarus clarkii (red swamp crayfish), 1950 nucleotides. NCBI's taxonomy places the organism in Eukaryota, Metazoa, Arthropoda, Malacostraca, Decapoda, Cambaridae. The record is from RefSeq and is a predicted model, not a curated record.